Guyanagaster necrorhizus is the source of this 579-nucleotide messenger RNA. RefSeq lists its product as uncharacterized. The record is from RefSeq and is a predicted model, not a curated record. Bases 7 to 549 code for a protein of 180 amino acids. The transcript has a single exon. NCBI's taxonomy places the organism in Eukaryota, Fungi, Basidiomycota, Agaricomycetes, Agaricales, Physalacriaceae.
AAAAAAAUGAAACGUUUCGAACGGCGGGGCACGCUGGGAGCUUCCCAAACCCUCAACCCUCAACUCGCACGAAACAACCUUCCUCAGCCUCAACUGCACCCUUCACCGUCGCCUUCACACCCUUCCAAUCCCAUGCCGCGACCUUCUUCCUCUUCUUCUUCAUCUGUUCACCACUCUCCAUCCAUCCAUCGCGCGUCUCCUUCCGGCGUGCAUCGCUCCGACACUAUUGUCGUUCCUUCCUUGCCUCCCAUUGCCGUCGAGCGUGACACGCCUUCGGUACGCCGCAUUACUCCUUCUCACUCAAACGGCUCCGGCAAGGAGAGCGAUGCCGAUGCUGACGCUGACGGUGAGGUCGACGAGAUCGACGCCGAUGGCGAUGUUGAUAUGCGAGAGUCACAGGUUCGAGCAGUGGGGCUUGACAAGUCAGACAAGGCGGACAAGGAUCGAGCGAAGAGUGAGGACGCUGCCGCUGGGGAGUCAGGGGAACCUGAAGAGAGCGUCGUAGAUGACCUGCUUGAAGCGGUAGAUGCAGCCGAAGCGAGAGGCUGAUGAACUAUUCUUCUCCUCUCUCUCUCUCUA